Conger conger (European conger) is the source of this 804-nucleotide messenger RNA. Its product is annotated as serum amyloid P-component-like. The record is from RefSeq and is a predicted model, not a curated record. The transcript has 3 exons. Lineage: Eukaryota; Metazoa; Chordata; Actinopteri; Anguilliformes; Congridae. Bases 1 to 804 code for a protein of 267 amino acids.
AUGUGGUUUGCCUUAAAGAUUAUUUUCUUGAUAAUGGUACUCUAUGGUGCAUUCUCUAAAACCCCAACAGAUCUUACAGGCAAAGUUUUUACCUUCCCAUCACAGUCUAAUACUGGAUAUGCAACGCUCACGCCUGAUGUGGAGGGACCUUAUUCAGCUCUGACACUCUGCCUGAGAUCCUUCCCUGAGUAUGGAAGAAUAAAUUCUCACUUCUCCAUGGCCACACCAUCACACGACAAUGCUUUUUUGCUGUAUCAACCAGAAAAAGGAAGAUAUCAAGUGCAUGUCAAUAACAAGUUUUAUGACUUCCAGGGGAUGCCAGACAAUCAAAAAGAAAGGAAUUCGGUCUGCUUGACCUGGGACAGUAAAACCGGACUUACUCAAUUGUGGGUGAACGGAAAGCGCAGUAUAAGGGUGAAGCUCUACUUAGAACCUAUUGCAACUGCAACUCCUAUCAUAAUCCUUGGCCAAGAUCAGGACAAUUAUGGUGGGGGCUUUGAUGCAAAACAGUGUUUGGUUGGAGAGUUUACAGACGUACACAUGUGGAAUUAUGUUCUUAAUCCUUGUGAAAUCCAGACCUACAUGAAUAGAUUUGCAUUUACACUAGGGAAUGUUCUGAAUUGGAAGGCACUAAAUUUCAAAGUGAAAGCUGAAGUUCUUGUUGAACCAAAUCAAUCAGGUGGGCUUGUACCCCCUGAGGUGUAUGAAAAUGGGCUGGAUGACAAGCUGGAGAGGCACCUGUCUCCUCAUCUCCGCACUCUGGUCGGCCUGGUAUGGCCCCUUCCUCUCUGUCUUUCCAUGUAA